Molecule: messenger RNA, 965 nt
Organism: Corticium candelabrum
Lineage: Eukaryota; Metazoa; Porifera; Homoscleromorpha; Homosclerophorida; Plakinidae
Product: riboflavin-binding protein-like
Exons: 1
Coding region: 121-825 (234 amino acids)
Cellular component (GO): external side of plasma membrane
Molecular function (GO): signaling receptor activity
Source: RefSeq, a predicted model, not a curated record
UGGUUGUGAGGUAGGUGUUUGGGCUAUGGUUUGGGUUCAUACAGACCUACGGACGCGGAAGACGUACGGAAGCCUAAGACAGGAUAUACGGGUUUAGUUGUUCAGUAGACUUCUUGCACGAUGCGACUUCUUGCUGAACUAGUGGUUGUCGUCGUUGUUUUACGCCAUGCACAGGGUGAUGCGAGUCUGCAAUGCGUGAGCGGUCCUUUCCACAAACCGUCACCGUCAAAGGAAGUCGACAUAGGAGCAAACACUGCAUGCGGCGAAUAUGUCAGCCUGUCUUGCUGCCCUGCUAACGUCUCGGACGCUAUUGACAGACAAGGUGACCGAGAGCUGUACAAUUUCCACUGGGAUGACUGUGGUACGAUACCGGAUGCAUGUGAACAAUAUCUGAAGGCUGAGAGCUGUUUCUUCGAAUGCGACCCAUAUCUUGGACCAUGGAAAGGUAAAUGGGACGGUACACUGAACAAAGUACCGAUAUGUGCUUCUUAUUGUGACCAGUGGUUCGAGGCAUGUAAAGACGUGCGCCUUUGUGCAGCAAAUUGGAUAACAGACUUCGAAAAGAACAGCACAACUGGGCGUUACCAUUGUAUCAAUGACACAUGUCAGACUUUUACGCAAUUCUAUCAAAAUGGCAAGGGAUUAUGUGAAAUCAUGUGGGGAGAUUCCUUCCAAUAUGUUGCAGAUAAUCAGAACUGUAUGGUGAUGAAAUUCGAGGGCGACAACCCCAAUGCAGAGGUGACCAGUGGAGCUACCCACAUUGCAUGCUGGCAAAGUAGUCUGUUCUUGUUGCUUGUAGUCGUUUAUAGUCUUUUUCAGUCCUGAUUGAAGAGACAAACAAUUAGUGAGUUUUGUCAGACUGGAACCAUUCUGAGGGGAUGGUCAUUAUGUGUAGAAUAGCACGCUUGUCAUUGAUGGAAAGGUUUUGUUUCAUGCAGCAAUAAAGAGUAGUUAGAUGAGUUGCA